Molecule: messenger RNA, 1081 nt
Organism: Phoenix dactylifera (date palm)
Lineage: Eukaryota; Viridiplantae; Streptophyta; Magnoliopsida; Arecales; Arecaceae
Source: RefSeq, a predicted model, not a curated record
UCCCCAACCCUCCCCCCCUCUUGAUCCCUAACCCCUCUAGUUGCCCCCCUCCUCCUCCUCCCUAACCCAAAUCCAACAAAUCCUUUUAGAAAUCACGAGAUGCUUAACCGGAAGGCCAUCGAUGGUAGGAAUGACCGUGAAGUCAAGGAUAUCUAGCUCGGACUGGUCCUGGAGCCCUUCGGCGGCGGCGGGGAGUGGGGGGUUACGGUUCCAACGGUGGGGUGGAGGAUUGAGGUCGAGAUCAGAGGGGAAGUCAAGGAGGAGUAGCUCAGCAGCAGCGAGGCAACCCUCCAGCGUCUCUUCGAGGGGCUCCACCAUCGCUAUUUCCAAGAGGACCCAGGUGGUUAAAUUAGAUGCUCCCAUGGCGAGGCCGCCUCCCUCACCUCUUCCUCUUCUUCUUCCUCGCCUCCGAACGAUCAAGGACCGCCUCAUGCCCACCGCCUUUUUCGUUGCCUACCGUACAUUCCACCUCUGCCUCCUCCACAGCCUUGUCGACCUCCUCAUCAAUGGCUACGCUGCAUCCGACGUUGUCAAAGCAAGGCCUCUAAACCUCCUCCUUUGGAUGCACACCAAGUGUUCGAUGGUUGACUGAGCCCUCCAACCCCUUCUCCCCCAAGGCCAUCUCCGAUGAGUCCCCCCACCCCUUCUCCCCCACCUCCAUUUUUUUGCUGGUAUUGGUUGCAAAAGUGGAGAGGGUUGAAGGGAAUGGAGAGCAUGGACAGUGAUUCAGAAUAGUGAUGGAGAUGAAGAAAAUUAAGAAUCUGAAGCCAGGGAUGAAGAGAGAAAAUAAAAGGAAAAAGAAAAAGCAAAGAUUGGGUGGUGGAGCAUUUGCGAUGCUUUUGUUUUGAGUUGUUCUCCUCCAAGAUGCCCUAAGCUUGGCAUCUUGUUAUUUUUGUCUUGUUUUUCUUUCUUAAAUCUUUGCCUUUCCUUUUUUUAUUUGAUUUAUGUAAUCUUUUUGAUUGUUCUCUCAAGUGGAUGAUGGAGCGGUGUGGCCCUUCCAAUCCUCGAGCUCUCUUGUACAGAUCUCCAGUUCCCAUUUUAAUGAGAAGAAAUUAUCGAAUGAAUUAUAACGAUGUUUCAA